GUCAUAGACAGUUAAAGAAAUCGUCGGAUGGUACUGCGCCUGCGCAAUGACAGGAGUCCUUGGCUUGAUCGGCCUGUUGUAGGUUACAGAACCGGCAAGGGGACGCAGACAAAAUGCAGAGCUGGACGCAGUUAUACCGCUCCUUGGCCACGCGGAGCCACCACCUGCCCUGCAAACUGCACGGCGCCUCGGCGCUGUCCGUCAGAACCUACGCCGACAAAGCAGCAAUCGAUGCAGACGUCACGGUGGUGGGGUCCGGUCCGGGCGGCUACGUCGCCGCCAUCAAAGCCGCGCAGCUCGGCUUCAAGACAGUAUGUGUUGAGAAGAAUGCCUCUCUGGGCGGGACCUGUCUGAACGUCGGUUGCAUUCCCUCAAAGGGAUUCAAGCCGAGCCGUACCGUGAUGCCGGGGAAGGGCGUGACCUCGGAGCCGGUGGCGAGGAGGAUGUUCUUGGUGUUGAUGACCUGCUCGCUGCCGUCGGCCGCCACGGCCGUCACCUGGUUCUUACCCGUCACCCUCCCGAAACCGCUGACCAACGCGUCAGGCCAAAUGUGUGUGUGUGUGUGUGUUACAAGUAUUUGUCCUCCCGUCCUGCAGGGGUCAGUGUGGCAGCGUCUGGGCUCUAAAGUCACAGCCGUGGAGUUCCUGGGCCACGUGGGCGGCAUGGGCAUCGACAUGGAAAUGUCCAAGACCUUCCAGCGCGUCCUGCAGAAGCAGGGACUCAAGUUCAAGCUCGGCACCAAAGUCCUGGGGGCCACCAAGAGGCCCGACGGCAAGAUCGACGUGGCGUGAGUACAACGCUCCUGUUUGCCCAUCAGAGUCCGGAUUAGUCCAUUUUCAGGGUUCCUGCAGGGGCUUAAAAGUAGUGAAAAAAAUGGCCUUAACCCUCCUUUUGGUAAAACGCAGUCGCCGCUUCCUAACAUUUACGCCAUCGGUGACGUGGUUGCCGGGCCGAUGCUGGCCCACAAGGCCGAGGACGAGGGCAUCAUCACGGUGGAGGGCAUGGCCGGCGGCGCCGUGCACAUCGACUACAACUGCGUUCCCUCGGUCAUCUACACGCACCCCGAGGUGGCCUGGGUGGGCAAGACAGAGGAGCAGCUCAAAGAGGAGGGCGUCCCGUACAAAGUCGGCAAGUUCCCGUUCGCAGCCAACAGCCGAGCGAAGACCAACGCCGACACGGACGGCAUGGUGAAGAUCCUCAGCCACAAGGACACGGACCGGAUGCUGGGAGCCCACAUCGUCGGGACGGGCGCCGGGGAGAUGAUCAACGAGGCGGCGCUGGCCAUGGAGUACGGAGCGUCCUGCGAAGACAUCGCCAGAGUCUGCCACGCGCAUCCUGUGGUGUCGGAGGCCUUCAGAGAAGCGAACCUUGCCGCGUCUUUCGGCAAAGCCAUCAACUUCUGAGCCGCUGUCGCACCUCCAGUGUACAUAAGAGAAGAAAACCUCCACCCUCCUCCUCCUCCUCCUCCUCCACCCUCCUCCUCCUCCUCCCAGACUGCACCACGCUCAGCUGUUAUUUAAAUGUUCAAUAAAACCAUAAAGGAGGGGAUCGGGCGCUGACUGCAGAUCAGUCUUCAUUGCUUCCACAUAGAGGUUUUAUUAUUAUUUAGGCCGGGUGUCUGCGGUUUCUCUUGUAAAGGAAGAAAUAAAGUGGUUUUGUUUCUGUUUUUUACAGAAUUUAACUCAUAAAAUAUGUAAUCAAAGCAGAAAACUCUAAUUGUUAAAUUGGCUCUUAACCCUCGGUUCAAACUGACCCGUUUCAUAGUGUUUUAUAUCAGAAAUAUUAGAUUUCUUUCAACCAAACUGCCCAA
Molecule: messenger RNA, 1810 nt
Organism: Etheostoma cragini (Arkansas darter)
Lineage: Eukaryota; Metazoa; Chordata; Actinopteri; Perciformes; Percidae
Product: dihydrolipoyl dehydrogenase, mitochondrial-like
Exons: 11
Cellular component (GO): mitochondrion; oxoglutarate dehydrogenase complex
Molecular function (GO): dihydrolipoyl dehydrogenase (NADH) activity; flavin adenine dinucleotide binding
Source: RefSeq, a predicted model, not a curated record